AAUAAUUAUUAGCGAUGGGACCAGUUGCAGGGCGUGGGAGAGGUGAACCAUGACCCUGUCGGUUGUUCCUCCUUGCUUAUGCCCUUAAUCACCUCUCACCCUCACCCCUUCUCCUCUUCCUCUUCCUCUUCCUCUUCCUUUAGAUUGCUGUUAGGAAACCAAAUUAAUCCUCUUUCUUUUCCCUUCCCAUGUUAAGAUCGAAGUCUCUCUCUCUCACCUUCCUUCACUUAUUAUUCUUUGUUGUUCGAUACACCUCCUAACCAGUAAUACUCCUCUUCUUCAUCAUUUUAUUCUUGAUCUUGCCAAACCCUAAUAUAUAUAUAUAAAUAAUCAAAAGUUUAUAUAUCAAGAUCUAUGGAGUUUAGAAAUCCUGAUGAUCAUAUUACCACAGCCACCACCACCACCACUGCUACCACUACCAUGACUUUCAAUCAGACAUCUCAAAUCCGCACCUCAGCUUUUUCCAAACCAACUCUUUCUCCUUCCUCAUCUUUGAUUUUAUCUCCUCGAACUAAUUUUCUCUCUUCUUCCUCCACCAGAAACAACAACAACAACAACAACAACGGUAACUGUUUUGAACUUCCUCACACAUCUUCUCCUCCUCCACCACCUCCUCCUCCUCCUCUACAAGUUCCAAUCUUAGCUUCCACAUCUCCGGUGAAGUACCGAGAGUGUCUCCGCAACCAUGCGGCGAGCAUCGGCGGACAUGUCGUUGAUGGUUGCGGUGAGUUCAUGCCCAGCGAAACUGAUGCUAUGAAGUGUGCUGCUUGUGGCUGUCACCGUAGUUUCCACCGGAAAGAUGACUACCGGCUGAGCAACGGCGGGUCACGCCGGCGUGGAAGAAGCUCAAGUCAUGUUCCUCUUUUAUUACCACCACCUUUAGCUCCCAAUCCCCAUCUUGGCUCCUCAGCCACCGAGUCAUCUAGUGAAGAGCUCAACGCUCCGGCUCAGACUCAUUCAGCUGCGGUUCAACAACCAAAGAAGAGGUUCAGAACUAAGUUCACUGCGGAACAAAAGGAGAAGAUGCUUGCGUUUUCAGAGAGAGUUGGGUGGAGGAUUCAAAGACAAGAUGAAGCCAUUGUUGAGCAGUUCUGUGCUGAAGCUGGUGUCAAGAGACAAGUUCUCAAAGUUUGGAUGCAUAACAACAAGAACACUGUCAAGAAACAACUGCAGCAACCCCAACAACAACAGUGAUGAUGAUAGUCAUGGAUGAAUGAUAUGAUAAUCAUGUGGUGGUGGGAGAAGGGGGAUCGAGUUGGGGAGAUGAAUGGCUGCUCUGCAGUUGCACUUGUUUUGGAACUAUUUUGAUUUGCACAUUUGUUGGGUUUUGAGCUGGUGAUGGAUGGGUGCAGUAAGCAGAGAUGUGGUAUUAUUUAGUGGAGGUAGCAAAGCAAAGCAUGGUUUGGUGCUUUUAAUGCUGUCUUAGCUUUUCUAAGCAUGUUGCUAAAACUUGGAAACUCUUGGGUUUGGUGUCUUAAAAGCUGCUUAUCCUCAUCUGUUGUUGUCUUCUGUACUUAGCUUUGGAGGAAGUGGGGGUGGGGGUCACCUAAACUUGAGGACAUUGUUAAGGGUACCUAAUGAGUUAGAGAUUAUGAUUUAUGAUGAUUCAAUUAAUCUUUCA
This is a messenger RNA of Dioscorea cayenensis subsp. rotundata (Guinea yam), 1621 nucleotides long. Its product is annotated as zinc-finger homeodomain protein 6-like. Gene Ontology annotation, biological process: regulation of developmental process; regulation of DNA-templated transcription. Bases 355 to 1194 code for a protein of 279 amino acids. Gene Ontology annotation, molecular function: DNA-binding transcription factor activity; transcription cis-regulatory region binding. NCBI's taxonomy places the organism in Eukaryota, Viridiplantae, Streptophyta, Magnoliopsida, Dioscoreales, Dioscoreaceae. The record is from RefSeq and is a predicted model, not a curated record. The transcript is spliced from 2 exons. Gene Ontology annotation, cellular component: nucleus.